GAGCUAGAAACUAAUGCGACUAUUUCGUAUUUUGUCAUCCAUAAAAACUUCUACUUUGACUUAUUGUUUAUAUUGAAUGAAGUUUUCAGGAGUUUGAUUUGGUGUAAUCGGCCAAUAUGAUCAUCAAAAUUCUUGGUACGUCUGUUGUUGUUGCUUUGGGGAUGGUUUUAGUUCGAAAGUAUAGAGCGUAUAAGUGGGGAAGAUGCAAAAGUAGUCGUUCCAUGAAGAACAAAACCGUGAUUGUUACCGGUGCUAAUUCUGGAUUAGGUAAAGCUACUGCAUUAGAGCUCGCAAAUAAAGGUGCCAGGGUUAUUCUUGCUUGCCGUGAUCGAGAAAAGGCUCAGAAAGCAUUGAUCGAAAUACGAUCGCAAUCAAGAAGUGGAGUUUUAAAAGUUCUUGAACUCGAUCUUGCAUCAUUUGAGUCCAUCCAAAAAUUUGCCGACGAAUUCUAUCGUAGUGAAGACCGACUCGACGUUCUAAUUAACAAUGCUGGUCUCUUUAAAUGCCCUUACAUGACGACAAAGGAAGGUUACGAGAUGCAAUUUGGUGUCAAUCACUUGGGUCACUUUUUGUUGACAAAGCUACUGUUAUCGAAAUUGAAAGAAUCGGCGCCUUCCCGCAUUGUUAUCGUUUCAUCUGCUUUGUACAAGAGAGCAAAAUUAGACAUUGAAACUAUAAAUUCGGAGUCUCAUUAUGAUAAAGGCAUGGCUUAUAAAAAUAGUAAGCUCGCUAACGUACUUUUCGCUCGCGAGCUAGCCAAACGAUUGAAAGGCACUGGCGUCUCCGUGUAUUCAGUGAGUCCAGGCAUGGUUUGGACCAAUUUAGGCCGAUACAUGUCCAUCAGUUGGUGGAAAAUGGCUUUACUUGCACCGAUUGCGUGGUUUUUUAUCAGAACACCAUAUGAAGGAUGUCAGACAAUACUGCAUUGUGCUGUUUCGGAGGAAGUUGAAGGUGAAAGUGGCUUGUACUACAGAAAUUGCGAGAAAGAAGCAAUAGCGCCUGUAGCUAUGGAUGAUGUCUUAUCUAAAAAUUUAUGGGAUUUUUCGGAGAAAUUAUGCAAGCAGUAGGAUACAUAGUACUACUUAAACAAAGACAUAGAUUUUUUGCCUAGACAAAAAUAUUUUUAGUAUAAGUUAUUGGUUUAAUUGAUUCUAUUUUAGUAAUAUGAUAAAUGUAAAAGACUACUUCUAAAGCCAUAUUUGCUGUAAAUAUUGUGUGUAUAUAUGUGUUUUUUUGUUUGAAGAGUCAUCAAAAUAUAUAGCAGAAUUUAUUCUCAUGUUGAAAUGUAUUUUGAAUUUUAAAAUGAAACUUUUUGGCUGAAAAUAUCAUUAAAUGUUAUUGAUUCUAUUUUUAAGAUGAAAAGCUUUAAUGAUUUUUAAA
Uloborus diversus is the source of this 1380-nucleotide messenger RNA. RefSeq names its product retinol dehydrogenase 14-like. Bases 117 to 1067 code for a protein of 316 amino acids. The transcript has a single exon. NCBI's taxonomy places the organism in Eukaryota, Metazoa, Arthropoda, Arachnida, Araneae, Uloboridae. The record is from RefSeq and is a predicted model, not a curated record.